AUGUUCCGCACACUGUCCAUUGAACCGAUUAGAAUCGAGGAGCGCUCCAAGGAUGAGGUCCGUGCUAAUAUUAUCGUAGUCAAGGCUAAAAAUGCGAUUGUGAGCUUCCGCUUUGGCUGAGAUAAAACCGAUAAUAAAUAUUAACAUAGAAGCUAACACCAAA
This is a messenger RNA of Drosophila santomea, 163 nucleotides long. RefSeq lists its product as uncharacterized. The transcript has a single exon. Bases 1 to 120 code for a protein of 39 amino acids. The record is from RefSeq and is a predicted model, not a curated record. NCBI's taxonomy places the organism in Eukaryota, Metazoa, Arthropoda, Insecta, Diptera, Drosophilidae.